Messenger RNA from Oncorhynchus keta (chum salmon), 5792 nucleotides. RefSeq names its product mucin-5AC-like. NCBI's taxonomy places the organism in Eukaryota, Metazoa, Chordata, Actinopteri, Salmoniformes, Salmonidae. The record is from RefSeq and is a predicted model, not a curated record. Bases 140 to 3607 code for a protein of 1155 amino acids. The transcript is spliced from 10 exons.
UGAACCCACUACAAAAGUCACUACUGUGUCGACAACAACUGGUGAAACAACUACGACUGUCACAGAGUCAACAACAACUGGUGAACCCACUACAUCCGUCACAGUUUCAUCAACAACAACUGGUGAACCCACUACAACUAUGAUUGGUGUGUCAUCAACAACUGGUGAACCCACUACAACCAUCACUGGUGUGUCAACAACAACUGGUGAACCCACUACAACUAUCAUUGAAUCUUCAUCAACAACUGGUGAACCCACUUCAACAGUCACUGCUGUGUUGACAACAACUGGGGAACCCACUACAACUGUUGAUGGGGCAUCGACAACAACUGGUGAACCCACUACAACCAUCACUGCUGUGUCGACAGCAGCUGGUGAACCCACUACAUCCAUCACGAUUUCAUCAACAACAACUGAUGAACCCACUACAAUCAUCACUGAGUCAACAAAAACAACUCUUCAACCCACAACAACAGUCACUGCUGUGUCAACAACAACUGUUGAACCCACUACAACUAUCAUUGAGUCUUCAUCAACAACUGGUGAACCCACUACAACCAUCACUGCUGUGUCGACAACAACUGGUGAACCCACUACGACUGUCACUGAGUCAACAAAAACAACUGUUGAUUCCACUACAACCAUCACAGAGUCAACAAAAACAACUGGUGAACCCACUACAACUAUCAUUGAGUCUUCAUCAACAACUGGUGAACCCACUACAUCCGUCACAGUUUCAUCAACAACAACUAAUGAACCUUCUACAACCAACACUGGUGUGUCAUCAACAACUGGUGAACCCACUACAACCAUCAUUGAUGCAUCAAAAACAACUGUUGAUUCCACUACAACCAUCACAGAGUCAACAAAAACAACUGGUGAACCCACUACAACCAUCACUGCUGUGUCGACAACAACUGGUGAAACAACGACAACCGUGAAUGGUGCAUUGACAACAACUGGUGAACCCACUACGACUGUCACAGUUUCAUCAACAACAACUGAUGAACCCACUACAGCCAUCACUGAGUCAACAAAAACAACUGUUCAACCCACAUCAACAGUCAAAGCUGUGUCGACAACUGCUGGUGAACCCACUACGACAAUCACUGGUGUUUCUACAACAACUAAUGAACCUUCUACAACCAUCACUGGUGUGUCAACAACAACUGGUGAACCCACUACAACUAUCACGGUUUCAUCAAAAACAACUGGUGAACCUACUACGACUGUCACUGAGUCAACAAAAACAACUGGUGAACCCACUACAACUGUCACUGUUGUGUCAACAACUGUUACUGGGGCAUCGACAACAACUGGUGAACCCACCACAACCAUCACUGAGUCAACAAAAUCAACUGUUCAACCCACAUCAACAGUCAAAGCUGUGUCGACAACUGCUGGUGAACCCACUACGACAAUCACUGGUGUUUCUACAACAACUAAUGAACCUUCUACAACCAUCACUGGUGUGUCAACAACAACUGGUGAACCCACUACAACUAUCAUAGAUUCUUCAUCAACAACUUUUGAACCCACUCCAGUCAUCACUGGUGUGUCGGCAACGACUGUUACAGCUUUACCCACUACAACCGUCACUAGUGCAUCAAAUGCCACCACAACUACAACGGUUACUCCUGUCAUCACUACUGCCAUCAUCACAGCCACGACAACUGCAACUACCGCUGUUGCAAACUCUAGGGUUCCUGUGGUGUUCAGGUCCAGAGGAGAGACAUUUACCUCUGAUCUAUCAAACCCAUCUUCUCAGGCCUUUCAAACCCGAGCAUUGCUGAUUAAAACUAAGCUUGAACCUUUCUAUCGAUCGGCUUUCACCUCUUUCAACAGUUUGGAUGUGACAGCAUUCAGCUCUGGAUCCAUCAUCAAUACUGUAAAUGUAGCAUUCAGCUCCCCAUCGGUCCCUAAUAUCACAGAGAUUGGCAUUGUUUUGAUAAAUGCUGCUCAAAACAUCACAGCUUUCAAUAUUGACCUCAACUCAGUGACGGUCAACAACACAGCUGCUCCUGCAACAAGUUCUGUUCCUGCUACAACUUCUGUUACUACCACUGUGGCUGGUACUACCACCACAACAACUGGAGAACCUGUCACUGUUCCUGCUACAACUUCUGUUACUACCACUGUGGCCGGUACUACCACCACAACAACUGGAGAACCUGUCACUGUUCCUGCUACAACUUCUGUUACUACCACUGUGGCCGGUACUACCACCGCAACAACUGGAGAACCUGUCACUGUUCCUGCUACAACUUCUGUUACUACCACUGUGGCCGGUAAUACCACCGCAACAACUGGAGAACCUGUCACUGUUCCUGCUACAACUUCUGUUACUACCACUGUGGCUGGUACUACCACCACAACAACUGGAGAACCUGUCACUGUUCCUGCUACAACUUCUGUUACUACCACUGUGGCUGGUACUACCACCACAACAACUGGAGAACCUGUCACUGUUCCUGCUACAACUUCUGUUACUACCACUGUGGCCGGUACUACCACUGCAACAACUGGAAAACCUGUCACUGUUCCUGCUACCAUUCCUACAACUAGGCCCACAACUACAACCACCUAUGUGGCCCCCACAACUACAGUGUCAAAGACAGCAUCACCACUAUCAACAACUACCAGCACAGCUCCAACUACCACAACAACCAAUGCACCAACUACCACAACAACACAUACUACUACUACUAGUACAACAACAACAACUACAACUGCACAUCUUCAACCUGUUCCACUGGUGUCUUUCGUCAUACAACAAGUGUUUGUAGAAACUUUAAAUGACCCUCAAAGUACACAAUUCCAAGAACUUGCAGUAACUAUUACUGCAGUGUUCGAUGUGAUCUACAAAGCAAAAUAUGGGAUCCUCUUCAUCCGGACGAUUGUUCUUGGAUUCACACCUAUUUUCCAUUCCCGUAUGGAUGCAGAAACACAGGCAGAGGUCCAACUAGUGUUCAAUGAGACCUCCACUCAAUCUGUCCCUGAGGUUACUGACAUUAGCAAUACACUGAAAGAAGCAGUUGCCAAUCCAGACAUUACCUUUGGCAACCUCUCUGUGGAUGUCACCACCAUCAUUGUUAAAGUGCCCACCACAAAUAGCAACACAACUACAACGGCUACUCCUGUCAUCACUACUGCUAUCAUCACAACUACAACCACUGAAACUACGGUUGUGGCACUCACUAAGGUGACUGUGGUGUUCCGGUCCAGCGGAGAGACAUUUACCUCUGACCUAUCAAACACAUCUUCUCAGGCCUUUCAAACCCGAGCAUUACUGAUUAAAACUCAGCUUGAUCCCUUCUAUCGAUCAGCUUUCACCUCUUUCAACAGUUUGACUGUGACAGAAUUCAGCUCUGGAUCCAUCAUCAAUACUAUGAAUUUAGCAUUCAGAUCCUCCUCCGUCCCAAAUUCCAGGGAGAUUGGCACUGUUUUAAUAAAUGCCGCCCCAAAAAUCACAGCUUUCAACAUUGACCCCACCUCAGUGAGAGUCAACGACACAGCUGUGACCUCAAGUGGAAUAAGCAGCAAGACCAGUCUCUGCACAGCAUUCUUUCUGGUGGUUCUGUCGCUGCUACUGUCAAGCCAACAUUAGUCUCAGUGGCAACGCCCACUAAAAACACUAUUUCACUCACUGGCAAGCAGCAGAACGAAAUAGUGUGUGUAGUCAUAUUUUCACUUUGAGAACUUCCCACACAUUCCAACCCCUACCCCAAUUCCACCCAUGAUUUGAAUAGUGUCCAAAAAUGAAAUCAAGUCUUGUAAGCUGACAUAAGAUACACUAUGUGUGGCAGUUGAACACAACGAUGUGAUAUAAUUACUGCCUAUUCGAUCAAAAUGUGCUCCCAAGGAAGUGGGAAAUUCGCUCUGUUGCUGAUAUGAACUAAAAACAUUUAAUCACUCUGUUGCUGUUAUGAACUAAAACGUUGAUUCACUCUGUUGCUGUUAUGAACUAAUGACAACAAUAUCUUAUUUUCUAUUUUGACUUAACCAGUGAAACCUGGAUAACUGAUUUAAAUAAGGUCCUUUUUGAGGAAAAAGUUAAUCAAUUUAAACUGUGGUCAAUGUAGUUUUCAUUCUGUUUUCUAUUCUUCGUCAUGUAAAUCUAUCUAUUAUACCAAUGAAUGUAAAUCUGUAGUUCUGAUAUUGUAAUAUAUGUCUUACUGUUGUUGAGAUUCAGGCCAUUGUAGUGUUUACUAUUUGUUGACUAAAUGAGUGGUUUGAAUGACAAGGUACAGUAUGGCUCCAAAUUGUGAUGUUUAUCUGACUAUCUGGCUUUAAAAAACUGGAACAACAAGACUACACUAGAUCAGCCCAACACAUCCAUGUGGUGAGAGAGUGUUGUGUCCCACUGGUCUGGACAGCAGUUAGUUUUGUUGGUGCAAUAUUCGCUCUCCCAGAAAUUGAGCUUUGAUUGGUCAUCACAUGCGAGAUAUUCGCAUGUAAAAUGCUCCUCGCUUCCUAAUCAAUUCGCCUCGCCCCAACUAGAGACAGACAAACAGGUAGCUAGUUUAAUGAUUCUUUCAAUUUGAAAAGGGGAUACCAGCAUAGCAUGCCACGUUGAAGUCGCAGGCCCUACAUUAUCAAUGCAACGUGCCGACAACAUCCAAGAGCCUUCCCAGACUCUGGAGAAGACAGACAUGUAUCUUUCGCCAGACUACCUCUAGAUGCAAUUCCACAAAUAUCACUCAGAUUAACCGUAGAUGUAAAAAGUUUGAAAGCGUACAAUAUCUCUGAAAAACUAAACUCAUCAAGUGUUAAGAUAGGAAACAUUUUGUAUUUAUUUCCUUUAUUUCUUUCUUUUAUUUCCUCUAUCCAAAACAUAGAAAAUUAACAUAGAAUGCCCACGCUAGUCACACCCUGGCCUAACCAAAAUAGAGAAUAAAAACCUCUCUAUGGCCAGAGCGUGACACAUAUGUAUAUACUGUAUUCUCUUCUAUUCUAUACUAUCUUAGUUUAUGUCGCUCUGACACAGCUCAUGCUAAUACUUAUAUAUUCUUAAUUCCAUUCCUUUACUUUAGAUUGUGUGUAUUGUUAGAUAUAACUUGUUAGAUAUUACUGCACUGUUGGAGCUAGAAACACAAACAUUUUGCUACAAAACCACAAAAACAUCUGCUAAACACAUGUAUGGGACAAAUAACAUUUGAUUUGAUUUGAAAUACCUUACCCCCUCAUGACUUAUUGCUUAAUCACGCAUCAGCAUAUAUUUUCAAAACAAAAACAAGUACUGUAUGUCACGUUCUGACCUUUAUUUCCUUUGUUUUGUCAUUAUUUAGUAUGGUCAGGGCGUGAGUUGGGGUGGGCAGUCUAUGUUUGUUUUUCUAGGUUUUGGGUAUUUCUAUGUUUCGGCCUAGUAUGAUUCUCAAUCAGAGGCAGGUGUCAUUAGUUGUCUCUGAUUGAGAAUCAUACUUAGGUAGCCUGGGUUUCCCUGUGUGUUUGUGGGUGAUUGUUCCUGUCUCUGUGUUUGCACCAGAUAGGGCUGUUUUGGGUAUUCACGUUUCUUGUUUUGUUUUGUUUUGUUUUGUUUUGUUUUGUUUAGUUUAGUUUAGUUUAGUUUUGUUUUGUUUUGUUGUGUUGUGUUUGUGUUUAUCUUUGAAUUAAACAUGAAUCAGAAUAACCACGCUGCGCUUUGGUCCGCCUCUCUGUCAAUGGAAGAAUUCCCUUACACUGUAUCCUGUGAGCUCAAUUGUAAAAUUAUUCCAUUCUAGAAUGAAAGAGGGGUAUAAAUAAAUCAUGGUCAGAAUAAAAAAAAUAAUUUAAUAAAGUUGUUGUGUCAUUGA